This is a messenger RNA of Cyclocybe aegerita, 1491 nucleotides long. The record is from the annotation of a GenBank genome assembly. Lineage: Eukaryota; Fungi; Basidiomycota; Agaricomycetes; Agaricales; Hemipholiotaceae.
AUGGCAGAUUUUGAUAUCUGGGACCACAUGUUCCUGAGAAGCUACUGCGGGGGUCUUACUCUUCACCAAUUUGCUGAGCCUCCGUCCAUGGUCCUGGAUGUUGGGUGUGGGAAUGGCUAUUGGGCGAUUGAAGCCGCGAAGGAAUGGACAAAUUCCAAAAUUACCGGGCUUGAUUUGGUCGAUAUUCAACCCCGUUUACACGCUAUCGAACCGUUCCAACACCUCUCGGCGCGCGUUACAUGGGUCCACAGCAACCUCUUGGAAGGUCUUCCAUUCCCAUCCGACCAUUUUGAUUUCGUUAGAGUCGCGGGGCUGGGGUUGGCCGUUCCAGAAGAUGAAUGGCCGCUGUUACUUGAGGAGAUACAUCGCGUGAUGAAGCCGGGGGCCUUUUUAGAGAUUACAGAGGAAGAUCUUAUUUUCCCUUCCGCCUCGACCUUGUUACAGUCGUCCGAAUUCGCCUCGCCGCCUUCUCCGAGCCACCACCUCCCUGUUGCUGAUAUGUUCAAGAGUCGAUCGUCUACAUUGUACGAGCGCUCUAGCUCAUCUCCAGAACGCUCAACCCUAUCCUCCACAUCAGCCUCUACCCAAGACGGCAAUUUUUCGGCCAGAUUCUCGGUAUUCCUGCAUGGCCAUGGGCAUACGAUGACCUCAAGGCAUUCUUCUACCAGCACACUAAACGUCCAGUCGCCUCCUCUAACGGAUCCGCUAAACGACACGGAACAUCCACAAGAUCACACACGUCUCAAGGUGGCAUGGGAGGGAAUGCUUUCGACACGUUUUCUGUCCAGCAAGAUAAUCUCCGUGAUCCCGUUUUAUUUGACGUCAUCGUCGUUUGUUAAUACCAAAGCUCAUCCUCCAUUAAUGGUGCCUCUGCCUCCAAACUCUGGCUCGCUUCCAACUCUCAAAGCGUGUCGUUCGAUGGGAUCACUGCUGGACAAGGAUAGAAGUGAUCAGUUCUUUCUCGACAAUAUGUUUGACCUUGCACCUUCACCCUUGGUCAAAUCUUCCAAGACAGAUCCGUGGACGACUCGUGCUCCUCUUUCUUCGACAUCUCGACUGAGCGCCCCUGCUUGGGGCACCAUGCAUCUCUCGAAAAAGAUGAGCACUAUCCGAGGUUGCAAGGAAGCAAUAUGGGAAGAAUAUAGGGAACGUUACUCUCGAGACGUGUCGCAGAUUCUCCUCCGAACGGCGCCGAAUGAUGAGGAUUAUUCGCUCCAAACUCAGAAGUAUAUCGUGCGGAGAGCAUUCGAAGUAGAUUGGAAGAACUGGGAGCUUGACAUGCUGGACCGUAUGGCCAUGCGUAGCAAUCUUUUGGUGCAUGCAGGAUGGUCGCGGACUUUCUCCGAAGCCGAUUCUCCUGAAUGGGCGACCUGGAGAGACAGUCUAAAUCGCAAGUCUGGCGCCGAGCCCAAAAGCGGGCAUCUGGUGACAGGGUACAACCCAGACGAUUUAUGUCGAUCUCUUCGGACUUUUACAGGUUUCAAGGCGUAG